GUGUUAAUGGAGUCGUGUUUGCCGACCCCUCCACCAGGUGCCGCUCAUGACGUUCCACCCCAAGCCCGUGGUGUUCACGGUCAACGGGGACGGCAAGAAGGACCCGGCUGCCCCGCCGCCCUUCGACGGGCUGCCCUGGGGAUGGUGGCAGGCGAGGACCACGCUGCUCGCCGGCCUCUGCAAGGUGACGACGGCAUGGCACAUGGCCAUGGUCCUGUACGCCGCCAUGCCCUCGCCGUUCGGUGAGUUCCGCUGCCUCAAGUCUUCGAGUAACGCCAGCGCCGUCACCGGCAUGGACUGGCUCCUCUCGGACAAGUUCUGGGACUGGACCUGGGACCCCUGGGUGCCAUGUGACGAGGGGGAAGUCGUUGGUAAGGAAAACGAAACCACUGCUUUUGCGAUUGCAAGUAAUUUUAUCACACCGCUUGCUUGCAUGGGUUAUUUUGGAUUGUGGUGCAAAUGAUCGACGACGCCAGCUAAAAUGACCGUAAUAGUCCACGUGGUGCAGGAUACGGAGUGCCUGGAAAGCAGCUCUGGGCACCGCGCCGUCACGACUCUAUGCGCGUUCGCUACUCCUUCUUGUGUCAUCUGCAAUCACACUCAUGUAUUG
Messenger RNA from Frankliniella occidentalis (western flower thrips), 610 nucleotides. RefSeq lists its product as uncharacterized. The record is from RefSeq and is a predicted model, not a curated record. Bases 47 to 463 code for a protein of 138 amino acids. The transcript has 2 exons. Lineage: Eukaryota; Metazoa; Arthropoda; Insecta; Thysanoptera; Thripidae.